UACUGUAGAGACGUUGACAGCUGCUUACGGUAAACAUGGCCGAAAAAAGCAUUCUGGAAAGCGAGGAUGAAAACAUUUUAUAUGAUUUGCUUAUUAAUACUGAAUGGCCGCCCGAGACGGACACUCAGAUACGAGGCAACAAGGAGCACAGUACAUCAGUUAUUGCGAAGGCAGUAGCAGGGCCAUUCCGGUUCAUUUUACACUAUUUGUGGUAUAGUCCUUCGAGCUCCUCUCUGCCGCCUGGACUCAUUCGCCUGGCGAGCAAGCAGAUCAACUGGCAACUGGUCCUGGCAAGUAAUGGCAAAUUAUUGGCAGUGGUUCAAGACCAGUGUGUGGAGAUAAGGUCUGCCAGAGAUGACUUUGGCUCCAUCAUCGGAAAGUGCCAAGUGCCAAAGGACCCCAGUCCCCAGUGGAGGAGGGUGGCCUGGAGCCACGACUGCGCCCUGCUGGCCUACGCCGACAGCACCGGCACCGUCCGGCUCUUCGACCUGAUAGGCAGCGAACUCUUCCUCAUCCCCCCGGUGGUGAGCUUUCCAGGAGAUUUCAGCUAUGCGGCGGCAGGCCUGAUAUUGCUGGAGUGCACGGCCGGAGCCCAGUGGUCGGCCGAGCUGCUCGUCAUCACCUACGGGGGCGGGCUCAGGAGCUACCUAGUCAGUGUUGGGGCCAAUCCCAGCUUCCAGGAGAACCACAGCUUUAGCUUCUCAACCCACUACUCCCAUGGGAUCACCUCUGCCAUCUACCACCCCGUCCACCGACUCUUGUUGGUGGGGGGGUGUGAGGCAGGAGAUGAGAGUGUGCCCAUGGCCUCCGGCUGCGGGAUCACAGCGUGGAGGGCUCUGUCUGGUGCUCCCCACUACAAACAGGUCACCAGCUACGAGGAGCACGUCAACACAACCCAGAAGAGGGGCUACUUCAAAAUUCCCAGCUUCAGGUUGUUCUCCAGGCAAGGCGAUGAGAAGGACGGUGUGUUCCGCAUGAGCCUCAGCCCUGACGGCGGCGUGCUGGCCGUCAUCCACUUCUCUGGACGCCUGUCACUCUGGGAGAUUCCCUCCCUCAGACAGAAGGCUGCCUGGAGCCAGGACCAGCAGCCAGGAUUUGAGGAGAUCAACCCCGAGUGGAAAACUUCGCUGGAGAAAAGGAAGAAAAUAAAAGACAAGGAGCAGUACUAUCCGUUGAUGGACGUCAACUGGUGGAGCGAGGACAUGCUGAUCCUGGCCCGCUGCUCUGGCUCGCUGACCGUCUCCUCGGUGCGCUCGCUGCGCAACCUGCUGGGCAAGUCGUGCGAGUGGUUCGAGCCGUCGCCGCGCCUCACCCCCGCGCACGGCGGCGGCUUCCUCAGCCUGGAGUGUGAGGUGCGGCUGGCCCCGAAGCGCGGGCGCCUGGAGAGCUCCCAGAGCACCGGCUCGGGCCACGGCGGCGACGACGAGUACGGCGACGGCGACUCGGACUCGGACGACGAGUCCUCGGCCAAGGCGCGCUACUUCGGCUACAUCAAGCAGGGCCUGUACUACGCCACGGAGAUGGAGCGCUUCGCGCCGCCGCGGAAACGCCCGCGCACCGUGCUGAAGAACUACCGGCUGGUCAGCCUGAGGUCCACCACCCCGGAGGAGCUGUACCAGAGGAAGAUUGACAACGAGGAGUACGGGGAGGCCCUGUCUCUCGCCCACGCCUACAACCUGGACUCUGACCUGGUCUACCAGAGACAGUGGAGGAAGAGCACUGUCAGCAUCGCCUCCAUACAGGACUACCUGAGUAAGAUCCGUAAGCGCUCCUGGGUGCUGCACGAGUGCGCCGAGCGCGUCCCGGAGAACGUGGACGCGGCCAAGGAGCUGCUGCAGUUCGGCCUCAAGGGGACCGACCUGGAGGCCCUCAUCGCCAUCGGCAACGGGGAGGACGAGGGCAGGUUCAUCCUGCCCGGCGACGUGGACCUGGACGACCUCCCCUACGAGGACUUCCUGUCCGCCGAGGAGGAGGCGGACCUUAAGAAGGAACGGGAGGACAAGAAGAGGAAGGAUCUGCUGGCCGAGGUGCACUUCAGCAGGCUGACGUUGGAGCAGAAGGAGCUGUGUCGCAGCCGACUGAAGCUGCUCACCUACUUGGACCGGCUGGCCACGUAUGAGGAGAUGCUGGGAGGCCCUCAUGCGGCUGAGGAGCGCUACGACUCUGAGUUCUUCAAGACGUUCCGCAGCCAGAACAUCAUCGCAUCCGCCCUGACCUCCGCCAGGGAGAGCAAUGUCCAAGCUCUGGAUAUCCUGUUCACCUACCAUGGAGCUGAGCUGCUGAAACACAGGCUGGCCAUCAUCAACAACUUCCCAGAAACCACCUCUCCCCACGAGUAUACCAGGCUACUGCCCGAGGCCUGUCUGGACGAGGACGGUGUGCUGGCGCUGAUACCGUGGGACGAGCAGAGACACAGGGACAUGGACUGGUGCGAGGCGGAGGAGUGCAGAGCCGUGCUGGACCUGAACCUGUGUGACGAUGACAGCUUCCUGUACGAGGAGGCCCCCGAGCUUCUGAGGUUCCGCUCGGCCUCGCCGCCCAUCCCCGUGCUGACGGACUGGUACCUGAGCCGGGCCCAGGACAUCGACUCCUGCUCCAGACAGGUGGACUGCGCCCUGUCACUGGUGCGUCUGGGCAAGGAGCGGGAGAUCCCGGGGCUGGAGUCGCUGUGCGAUGACCUGGUUACCAUGGAGACGCUGGUCUACGAGGCGUCCUGCGAGCUGAGCCUGACACUGCGUGACCUUCAGCAGCUCAGCUCCAUCCACAAGCUCCGCCUCCUGAUGAAGAAUUCGAGCGCCGAGCGCUACGUGAAGGACGCCUUCCAGUGGCUGGUGCCCUUCCUGCACCGCUGCGAGGGCCAGACGGCCGGGGCGGCCGUGGCCCUACUGCGGGAGUACCUGGUGGGCCUGGCUCAGCAGGACCUGACCUUAGCCCUCGUCGUGUUCCGGCAGUCCAAACCCGAUUGUCAACAGAAGCUCAUCAGUGACCCGGACCAGCUGAUGUCGGUGGCGUUGGAGUGCAUCUACAGCUGCGAGCGAGACAACCAGCUCAGCCUCUGCUACGACAUCCUCGAGUGCCUGCCUCAGAGGGGCUACGGGCCAGAGACGGACAUCACAGCCUCACUGCACGACCUGGUGGACCGACUCGAAAAGCACCUCAGUGUGUCCGAGGUGCUGGAGAAGCAUGGCCUCCAGAAGCCCAUCUCCUACGUGAGGAACAGCGAGAGCAGCCUGGGGGAGGCCCACCAGCUGAUGGUCAAACUCUGCCGGCACACCGGCCGCAAAAACCCACCGGUCAGUGAGACGGUGUGGAGGGGAGUUCUGCAAGACCUGCUGGACAUCCAGCAGAGCGUGUACACCUGUGUGACGCCAGAGACCUGCCAUCAGGUCUUCGUGGAGUCCCUACUGUGCUCGAGCCGCGUGGAGAACCUGCGCCUGGCGGGGCAGCUGAUGCACUGCUCCCAGGUCAGCCAGGACGUGCCGGCGAGCGUGUCCUACCGGGGGAAAGGUCCCGCCCUGAGGGUGGCUUAUGACCAGAGCGUGGAGCUAGUGCUGGCAGCCGCCCGCGAGUACUUCAACUCCUCCACCUCGCUCACCGACUCCUGCAUGGGCCUGGCAAGGGCUUGUCUCCAGCUGAUCACAGACGGCCCGCCGGCUGUCCAGGAGGAGCUGGACCUCAUCAGCGCCCUCUGCCAGCUGGAGGACUUUGGCGUCAACAUCCUACCAUUGCAAGUGCGUCUGCGGUCUGACCGCCUGUCUCUGGUGAAGGAGUGCAUCGCCCAGUGUCCCACGGCCUACAGGCAGUCCACCACCCUCCUCCAGCUGGCCUGGUUGCUGCGUGUUGCAGGGGAUGAGGCAGACCAGCGCAAGGGGCAGGUGUUAACUCUCCUGGCUGAGCAGGCUGCCCAGUGUCUCGACUACAAGGCCUCCUACAUCCACUGCCAGGACCUCAUGGCGGCAGGCUUUAGCCCGGCCUGGGAGGUGGUGAGUGUGCUGGGACAGUGUGAGGGCUACGGGGACCUGGCGGCCCGGCAGGAGCUGCUGGCCUUCAGCCUCACCCACUGCCCCCCCGACAGCAUCCACGGUCUGCUGGCUGCUUCCAGCGACCUGGCCACCCAGAUGUUGUACCAGGCCGUCAACCAUCAGAUGGAGCCUAAUGUCACCCCAGCAACACCAGAGGCAGAGGACUCUUCCGCUACACAGCCCGGAACCCCAUCUGCUGGCUCCUCGGGGGGCCGGGCGGGGGACCUGCUCCAGCGGACCACCGCCACCACCAUGAAGGUGCUGACCACCACGGGGAUGACGACCAAGGCGGUGCUGACCGCGGUGGGCGACCACCGCUGGUGGAAGGACUCGCUCAACUACCUCCGCCCGCUGCAGGGUCCUGGCACGGGGUCCGGCGGCCAGGGGGCGGGGCUUGACAACGCUGGGCUAGAGAGACAGGCCUGCGGACCCUUCUACCAGGAGCUCCACCACAACCCCUACAUAGACCCGAGUCAGGACGUGUAUGCAGGCUGCAGCGGCGUGCCCCAGGAGAACUUUGCUGAGGUGCUGCUGAGGACAGGGAAGCUGGCUGAGACCAAGACCGAAGGGGGCACCCUGUUCCCCGCCACCGAAGUGUUGCUGCAGCUGGCCAAUGAUGCAUUCCCGAGAGACAUGACACUUGCCCUAUCUUAUUUACUAGCCUUGCCUCAGGUGUUGGAUGCAAACAAGUGUUUCGAGAGGCAGGCCCACUCCGGGCUGUCCCUGCAGCUGGCAGCCUACUACUACUCCCUGCAGAUCUACACCCGUCUGGCACCCUGCUUCAAGGACAAGACCAACGCGCUCUACCAGGUGGACCCCAAGGAACUGAUUAGAUUGGUCACACAGCACGUGUCGCAGCACUCUGAUUGGCCAGAGGAUCUCGGCGACAUGAUAGGCCAGCUGCUGGUGUACAAUGAGCGUAUGACAGACUUCACCCAGGCCCAGGUGUUACAAGGUCUGGGCAGGGGCGUGGACGUUCAGCGAUUCAGCUCAGACUCAGAGUACAAGAAGGCCACCAUCUUGGGACUUGCUGAGACCCUGGAUGACGCGGUGUACAGGAUCUCUCUGUCCCUGGCUCAUCGCUACAGUGUCCCUCUGUGGGAGGUCUGCAUGACUCACCUGGAGUUCCUCUUCACGGAUAGCGGCCUCGCCACCAAGGACAUCGAGACGCGCAGCGAGUCGCUGGCUCUGUUCUCCACCCUGAAGCAGGAUCCCCAGGCCUUCCAGGGACACAUGUCCAAGUACGUGCUGCCCAGCGUGGAGGGCACCGACCUGGGCCGCCUGCUCUACUACUACACCCUGCUGGAGGCCGCAGGGUGCGGGCCCCACGUCGCGGCCCAGAUCAAGCCAGACACGCACGUCAAGCUGCUCAAGAAGCUCCGGGCCAUCGCCAACGGCCUGGACUACCGCAAGCUGACGGACGAGACCUCGGACCCACUGGUGGUCCUGCAACCGGUGCUGACCAGUCAGAACGUGCUGAACAUCUCCAAGCUGGUCAGCCGGCUGCCCCUGCCCGGCGAGGCCGGGGCCACCGUCUCGCCCAGCGCCGUGCACGCCGUCUGGCUCGGCAAGGUCUUCUGGAAGGGGGACCCCCAGCUCCUGAAGAGACGCCCGCAGGGGGACCAGGACUACCUCCACGCCUACGACACCUGCGCCAAAUACCUGGACAGGCUGUCCCCGGCAGACGCCGUCCGCUUCCUGGACGGGAUCACCUUCUCGCCGGAGGCGGUCAAUCAGCUGAGCGUCCAGACUCGACAGGAGGUCAUCAAGAGGGCCACCAAGGCCCUGCGGCAGCUGGAGACCAAGAGCAGGAAGAAGGGGGCGGGGCAGGACCCGGAGGGGGCGGGACCCGGCCCGGCGGCCCAGAUGUCAUUGGACGAGGCGCUGGCUCACCUGCAGCAGUCCCAGGCACACCUGGACACCCUGGGCCACGCCUUCAUCCUGUCACUCAAAGAAAGCCAGGAGCCGCAGCUGAGGGACUACAGCCACGCCUACGACCUCUCCCGGUCCGAGAGGUCCAAGGUGCACCGUCUGGCCGUCACCAUGGCAACAGACGGACAGCCGCUGGGCCGAAUAGGAGAGCUGCUGGCCGUGGCCGGAGGAUCGCCGGAACUCUCGGUCAAAUCCGUGCUGCACGACGCAGUGGCCCGGGUGGUGGCCACUCUCAGUGGGGACCCAGAUGCCGAGGCAGAUUACCCACAACCCCUUACUGUUCUGGAAGCCAUGGUGACCGCUGUACACAAUCACGUGCAGAGUGGCGACAGCGCGGUGACCUCUGACGACCUGCUGGCCUGGCUGCGUCCGUUCUGCGGCGACGCGGCUCUGCCGGUGCGGCCGCGGAUCAGCGUGCUACAGACGCUGGAGAACAGCUUCAGCCUGCGGGACGCCGACGUCCGCCUGCUGCUGCUGUACCGCACCCGCGCCGUGCUCCAGGAACGACCGGUGGAGAUGGAGGACGUGGAGACGGAGGACCAGCGCUACCGCCUCUUCCUGGACCUGCUCGGGAGCGCCCGCAAGUGGGAGGAGUUUCAGCAGCUUAUGCUCCUCCUCCAGGCCUGGCCGCCCAUGAUGAACGAGGAAGUGGUGGGAACGGAGCGUAACCCCUGGGUGGUCCUGAGCUCGGCACUGCUGGCGCUGUCCCAGAGCCCGGAGGUGCAGGUGGACCUGGGUCAGGAGGUCCUGUCCAUGGUCCGAUCCCUCUACAGGACCAAGCACAAGCUGCCCGCACAGUGCGUGGGCCACAUGGCGGCGGAGCUCCAGGGCCAGACGGGCCUCCAGCAGCCCGCCCUCAAGCUCAUGGCGGAGAGCGGCGACGCGAGGCUGCUGCUGCUCACCCGGGACCAGAUCAACAGCAUGAGCGAGGAGACUGCGUUGUCCUGCGACGCUGAGCUGCUGUCCCUGCUGCUGGACGCCGGGCUGCUGGUGGGCUGCGUCCCGUCGGCCCUCUACCCGCUGCUCAGCGCCCACCUCCUGUCCCAGCACCAGCAGGGGGGUUGGGACGUGGAGGAGGCCGCCUCGGAGCUGCUGUCGGCAGGCCACGGGCCCCAGGCCGGCUCCCUGCUCCUGGCCCACCGCGGGACCCACCCGGCCCAGGUCACCUUCAGCACCGCGCUGGCCGUGCUCAAGAGGUGGCUCUGAGGGCCCGCAGAGGUGUGUGUGUGUGUGUGUGUGUGUGUGCGGAGGAUUGUGGAGGAAUCGUUUUGCCUAAAGACGAUAAAACCGUUGAUCCUAUAAAUGUUUUUGGAUGAAUGUCUUUUUUUUGUGUCUUGUGUUACACCUACUUUAUCCAACACAGUGUGACACACGGCUACACGGACACACACAGUAUAUAUAUGAGUCAACCCACACAGGUAUAUAUAUAUAUAUAUACACACACACACACACACACACACACACACACACACACACACACACACACACACACACACACACACACACACACACACACACACACACAGAGACUUCCUGUCGCCACAUAAUUCGGCAAUAAAUCUGAUUAGCUAUUGAAAGCUAUUGAAGCCUCUGUGUGUUUCUUGGUAUGCUUUUGUCUAUCUUUUUUUCUAUCUUCCUUCGACUUGUACUUGUGUGUGUGUGUGUGUGUGUGUGUGUGUGUGCGUGAGUGUGUGAGAGAGAAAGAGAGUCAAUGAGUGCGUCCUAUUCCAUUAUUAUGUAAUGGGUUAACCAAGCCCUAUCAGGGGAAUGCUGUCGCAGUGAUAUGGGCUAUUGUUCCAUGGCUUUUCCUCGCCGUACAAUUGUCGUUUUCCUAUUUGACUUUUGAACACCUUCCCUUACCAUGCAAUUGUUUUCCAUUCUUAAUAACGUUUAAUUAAUUUCUUUCGUACUACAUGCCCUUCCAUCGCAUCCCAUGCGGUUUAAAAGGUGUGUGCAUGUCUGUAUGUGUGAGAGAGAUGUGGUGUGUGUGUGUGUGUGUGAUUCAACAAGUACAUUUGCCUUAGUUAUUUUCCGUGGAACUAAUGAUUUUGACAUAAAUUGCUGUUUGUGUUUGUGUGUGCGGAAGAUGUGUAUUUCAGUGUGUACCUAUGACCUCUCACAAAAUCCCAAAAGAGCACGGGGCAUUUGCUCUGCUUCCUUCAACUUCAAACAUCAUGAAAUAAAUCUAAAUCCCAAAUCUGAA
Molecule: messenger RNA, 8157 nt
Organism: Gadus morhua (Atlantic cod)
Lineage: Eukaryota; Metazoa; Chordata; Actinopteri; Gadiformes; Gadidae
Gene: nbas
Product: NBAS subunit of NRZ tethering complex
Exons: 53
Coding region: 36-7160 (2374 amino acids)
Biological process (GO): retrograde vesicle-mediated transport, Golgi to endoplasmic reticulum
Cellular component (GO): Dsl1/NZR complex
Molecular function (GO): SNARE binding
Source: RefSeq, a predicted model, not a curated record